ACGUUCAACUUUCGCACCGCCCCACACAUGACUACCAUCGACAAGGUGCUGGGUGGUUAUCUCUGAUUAUCUCUGAUUACAACUGACGAACACGAUAACAUCUGUGCGUGUGUAUUGGAUAGGGAUAAGGGCUAGACGUCAUCACCAACUGAAGCCACAACCUCAGAGCUAGGCUGGAACUUAUUGGCGAUCUAUCGGCUGGCUUGGAGAAUAUAUAAACGUUAACAUUUACUUCAUCGCUCCCAUACUGUCCGUCACUGAACAUCAACAUCGCCAAGAGCACGAAGUUUGACGGAGUUUGACGGGAUGGCGUUCCAUCAAGAGUGGGCGUGGUACAACCUCUACUUCCCCAACCCCGACGCCGCGCUGUGCAGGAUCAGGGCCGGGGAGCAGGAGUUCCAGAGGCAGAGCAGGUGGCGGGACUUCGAGUGGUUCAACAGGGGCGGGCUGGAGGCCAGUCGGGCGCUCACCUACAACAGGGGCAGGGUACAGCCGUACCACUACGCCGACAGCAGGACGCCGCAUCUCCUUCCCCCGGCUGGGUCACCCUCGGGAUGCCACGCCCUCCGCCACCCCUCCUUCUACUACGAGAUGUUCUACCGCAUGCUGGAGGAGCGUAACGCCCUGGUCAGCAUGGGGCUGCUGCCCCCCGACCUGCCCAACCCCCUUGACCCCAACGACUGCCGGCCGCCCAUCCAGACCACUGGUCAGUACAAGGAACUCAAGGCCAGACAAGCGGAGUGUGCGGUCAAGCAGAUGGAGAGACGGGGUUGGUUCAAUGAACCCUACGCUAGGAGAGGUUAAAUAAAUGAGUCCAGACAC
This is a messenger RNA of Physella acuta, 822 nucleotides long. RefSeq lists its product as uncharacterized. The record is from RefSeq and is a predicted model, not a curated record. NCBI's taxonomy places the organism in Eukaryota, Metazoa, Mollusca, Gastropoda, Physidae.